Molecule: messenger RNA, 525 nt
Organism: Pipistrellus nathusii (Nathusius's pipistrelle)
Lineage: Eukaryota; Metazoa; Chordata; Mammalia; Chiroptera; Vespertilionidae
Source: the annotation of a GenBank genome assembly
AUGAACGCUGGGUUCUUGCUGCGGGUGGCCAAAGGUCGCUGGUGGAGCCGUUCAGGGGGGUUUUUGGGGUCCGGGGAGGCGGCGUCACCAGCGACAGCCAGAAAAUUCCGGGUGACAGGCUCGCGCUCGGCGGGGGAGGAAGAACCCAGCGGCCCCGAGCGGCCCGGGGACGUGGUGAACGUGGUGUUCGUAGACCGGUCAGGCCAACGGAUUCCGGUGAGAGGCAGAGUCGGGGAUAAUGUUCUCCACCUGGCCCAGCGCCACGGGGUGGACCUGGAAGGGGCCUGUGAAGCGUCCCUGGCGUGCUCCACCUGCCACGUGUAUGUGAGCGAGGACCACCUGGACUUUCUGCCUUCUCCUGAUGAGCGGGAGGAUGACAUGCUGGACAUGGCCCCCCUCCUCCAGGAGAACUCGCGGCUGGGCUGCCAGAUCAUCCUGACACCGGAGCUGGAAGGGGCCGAAUUCACCCUGCCCAAGAUCACCAGGAACUUCUACGUGGAUGGUCACGUCCCCAAGCCGCACUGA